This is a messenger RNA of Cynara cardunculus var. scolymus (artichoke), 1097 nucleotides long. Its product is annotated as 60S ribosomal protein L5-2-like. The coding region runs from base 36 to 950 and encodes 304 amino acids. Gene Ontology annotation, biological process: ribosomal large subunit assembly; translation. The record is from RefSeq and is a predicted model, not a curated record. The transcript is spliced from 9 exons. Gene Ontology annotation, cellular component: ribosome; cytosolic large ribosomal subunit. NCBI's taxonomy places the organism in Eukaryota, Viridiplantae, Streptophyta, Magnoliopsida, Asterales, Asteraceae. Gene Ontology annotation, molecular function: 5S rRNA binding; structural constituent of ribosome.
CCCACCGCAAUCCUCCGGCAGACCGGAAAUCCGCCAUGGUUUUUGUUAAAGCACAGAAGUCAAGAUCGUACUUCAAGAGGUUUCAAGUAAAGUUCAAGCGAAGGAGAGAGGGUAAGACUGAUUAUCGUGCAAGGAUUCGUCUGAUUAAUCAAGACAAAAAUAAGUACAACACUCCAAAGUACCGCUAUGUUGUGCGAUUUACCAACAAGGAUAUAGUUGCACAAAUUGUAUCUGCUAGCAUUGCUGGGGAUAUGGUUCUUGCGUCGGCUUAUGCUCAUGAGCUGCCUCAUUAUGGUCUCAAGGUUGGGCUUACAAACUAUGCUGCAGCUUAUUGUACUGGACUUCUGUUGGCACGUCGAGUUCUGAAAAUGCUUGUGAUGGAUGAGGAGUACCAAGGAAAUGUUGAGGCCACUGGCGAAGAUUUCUCUGUUGAACCUGCAGAAAGUAGGAGGCCUUUCCGUGCUCUUCUGGAUGUUGGUCUGAUCCGAACAACCACUGGCAAUCGUGUUUUUGGUGCUCUCAAGGGAGCACUUGAUGGUGGACUCGACAUCCCUCACAGUGAAAAGCGGUUUGCUGGAUUUAACAAGGACGGGAAGCAACUUGAUGCUGAUGUCCACCGCAAGUACAUUUAUGGAGGACAUGUUGCUUCCUACAUGAGGACCUUAAUGGAAGAUGAACCAGAGAAGUAUCAGACACACUUUUCUGAUUACAUAAAGGCUGGGGUUGAACCAGACAAUCUUGAAGAGCUUUACAAAAAGGUGCAUGCAGCUAUUCGUGCCGAGCCUAACCCAAAGAAAUCCGAGAAGCAGCCUCGUAAGGAGCACAAGAGAUAUAACCUCAAGAAACUGACUUAUGACGAGAGGAAGCAAAAGCUUAUCGAACGGUUGAAUGCUCUGAAUGCUGCUGCUGGACGCCAUGAUUCGGACGACGACGAAGAGGAUGACGAGUGAAGAUUUAGAGGUAUUUAGAUAGUAAAAAAGGAAAGAUUUUUGCAGCUUCAGUUUUGUGGGGUUUUGUUGCUUCUUAGAAUUGUAGUUGAGAACUUUAUACCAUCUCCCUGAGACCAAAAUUAUCAAUUGAAUCUUUAACUUGUUUGA